GUCAGACAGGUUAAUACCGUGGAAGUUUCCUGACCACGACUUUCACUAACGUCUGUAAACUACCUUUUCUCUGUGUGGGUGCAAGCUGAUCUAUUUAUUCCUGGUAGAGAGAAAAGGAGACAGUGCCCAGAUGCCACAGGAAAAACAUUCAGGAGGACUCGGACCAGGGCCAAGGGCCCAGCCCACCUGAAUGGAAACCGAAAGGCGCAGCCCCACGCAGCCCAGGGGACCCAGGUUCUUCCUGAUCUUCGCGGGGUGAAACCUGCGUCCUGGUCACAGGAGAUGAUAGAAAGUGACCUCUCAUCCAUAAUGUCAGGAAUAAUUCAGAACUCAGUGCCAAAUCACCAUCCCGCCCCACAGGAAUACAGGCUCCUGCCUUCCUCGAGUGACGAUGACCUCCCUGGGGACCUGCAGUCGCUGUCCUGGCUCACAGCGGUGGAUGUGCCUCGGCUGCAGCAGAUGGCAAGUGGCCGCAUGAACCCUAGAAGCCGUGGUGUGCCACAUGCACACCCAGGUGCCCUGGAUGGGACAGCUGGCCUGCACGUGGCAGCUGCCCCGGGGCCUCUGCUCCACAGCCCAGCUGGCAUGGCCCCACGAGGCAUGCUGAGUCUGGGCCCCAUGACUAGCCACGGGGCCAGUCAGGUGAGCCAGUACCCAGCCAGGGGCCAGCCGUCAUCCAGCCUGCAGGAUGCAUCACAGCUCUACCCCGCUACCAUCCAAGCACAGUUCCCACUGCCUCCUGGGGUCCCGCAGUGUCCUUCUAUGGGCCUCUACAGCUCUUCGUUUGGGGCGCGGCCUCCCUAUGCCCAGGCCCACAUGGCAGUGCAUUCAUCCCAGGAACCGCAUCCCAAACACUACCCCAAACCCAUCUACUCCUACAGCUGUCUGAUUGCCAUGGCCCUAAAGAAUAGCAAGACAGGCAGCCUGCCUGUGAGCGAGAUCUACAGCUUCAUGAAGGAGCACUUCCCCUACUUCAAGACGGCUCCCGACGGUUGGAAGAACUCUGUGCGGCACAACCUGUCCCUGAACAAGUGCUUUGAGAAAGUGGAGAACAAGAUGAGUGGCUCCUCACGAAAGGGCUGCCUCUGGGCCCUGAACCUGGCCCGCAUUGACAAGAUGGAGGAGGAAAUGCACAAGUGGAAGAGGAAGGACCUGGCCGCCAUUCACCGGAGCAUGGCCAAUCCAGAGGAGUUGGACAAGCUGAUCUCUGAUCGGCCAGAAAGCUGCCGGCGCCCUGGCAAAGCAGGGGAGCCCGAGACCCCUGUGCUGACCCACGCCACCUCAGUGGCCGUGGCCCACAGCUGCCUGGCCGUCUCCCAGCUCCCACCACAGGCACUGAUGACUCUGUCCCUGCAGUCCGUCCCCCUGCACCACCAGGUCCAGCCCCAGGCACAUCUAACCCCAGACUCCCCAGCGCCAGCCCAGACCCCGCCUCUUCACGCCCUGCCAGACGUGAGCUGCAGCCCCAUCUCCCAGCCCGCCCUGGGCAGGGCCCCCAUGGACUUCAUCAACAUCAGCACCGACAUGAGCACCGAGGUGGAUGCCCUGGACCCCAGCAUCAUGGACUUUGCUCUGCAGGGGAACCUCUGGGAAGAGAUGAAGGAUGAGGGCUUUGGCCUGGACACGCUGGGGACCUUUGGAGACUCCCCUCUUGGCUGUGAUCUGGGGGCCUCGGGCCUGACCGCCGUCUCUGGCAGCAGUGAGCAGUCUUUCCCAGAUGUACAGGUGACUGGGCUGUAUGCUGCGUACUCCGCCCCGGACAGUGCGGCUUCGUCAAGGGCCACCUCCUCCUCCCAGUACCUGGGCACCCCGGGGAAUAAGCCCAUCGCCCUGCUUUGAGCUGAUGGCCUCAUCUACCCCCAGGGCCCUCCUGCAGCAGGCCUGGGCAGGAAGGACUGGCCUGGGUGUUCCUGGAAGAAAGAGCACCUUGCCCUCCCACAGGCCUCACCUGAACCUUGGGUGAGGCUUCAUGCUGGUCAAGGAAGCAGGUCCUCUCAGCCUGGUUGUGGUCUCUCUGGGCUACUGGGAGUUUCUGGGGUCCUCCCAAGCUUGAAGGACUGAGGAGAGUCCAGCUCAGUCUUUCCCUUGCCUCCAGGACCUGAGAUGCAAGGCCUGGACAGGCUUACUCCUGAGGACGGGCCUGCUCCAGACUGGGCCCCUCUGUGAGCUGCAGCCCUUGGGCACAUCAUGUAAACCCUCAGUGGGAAGUGGGGAGGGGAGGCCCCUUACUUACUUUUGUGGGGUGGGUGUGGGGCACACGCUGAGCUGGAUGAAACCUCUCCCUCGGUGUCAGAGGUUGGGCCCGAGGCUGGAGAGGGGCUGGCCACCCGUGGGACGUCUCCCGGACCGACAGGUUGAACUCUGCAAUGAUUCCUGCUUGGGCAGCUCCAGCCCCGUACUCCAGCCCCCAUAGUAUGGUAGGAUCUCAUAGUGCAGCCUCCUGGGCCGUGCCAGGCACGGAGACCAUGUGUAAAUUUAUUUAUAUUUAUUGUGACGCAUUUUGUCACCCUGUGAACCCAGCCGGAGUAUGAGACUUCUCCAUUCUUCCACAUGUCCCAGCUAUCCUAAGUCCUAAAUUAUCAGUGAAUCCCAUCUCUCCCUAGCUUACCACUGCUCGGCAGCCUUGGGCGUCUUUUUAGAACAAGUAAGCACUUUGGAUAACUGUGAAACGUUCUAUUUUUAAUACUAGAGACCAGAUAUUUUUCUAACUGUCUAGUCAUGAUUCAGAUUACUUCCUAUGGGCUCCUGAGAAGGAAAUUGCCAUGAUCUGGGGCUUGGGGACUUCCUAACAGCCAGUGGGGCUGAGAAUGGGAGAAAUGGGGCAGGGCUCUUUUGGUACUGGGGCUCAAGACACCCCUAAACACUGGGGAGGAAAGUCAGCAGGCUGGGGGCCACGUGAAGCUGGCCCACAUGGUGCAGAACAUUUAUUAGCACUUGUUUGCCUAUUUCUUUGCCCUCUGCCCUUUUUAUGAUUCUUCUCCCUUUCUUUGCCAAUGACUGAUUUUCCAACUGGCAGUUCGCGGGGGCAGUUGGUUAGCGGCGACAGUGGUGAGCGGCUGGGGACAGCUUUCCCAUUGGAGGCAGAAGCUGCCAUUCCAGCAGCAAGGGCACCAGCCUCCUCUCUCUGCCACCUGAUGUUUGGCUUCUGCGUCUGGGAUGCCCAAACCUAGAGCCGGGAUGCUCUGACGAGUCACCAGCCCAGCCAGGUGACCUCUCUGUGAGGUUGGCAAUAAGCCAUGGCUCAAAGGCCCAUUGUUAAGUCCUUCCCAGUUCUGGAACCUUCUGCCGAGCGUCACAAUCUCUAGACAGAGCCCAGCGCAUCUGUCUGACUAGCGUUGCUCCGCUACAUUGUGUGCGACGAGCCCCACAAGUUGUUUCAAUUGUUAUUAAUGAAGAACCCAUGUUCAGGGAGCACCAAGACCCUGUAGGUGUAGAAUUGGAUGACUAAAUGUCUUCUGUCAAUAAAGGCUGAACAGCG
This is a messenger RNA of Chinchilla lanigera (long-tailed chinchilla), 3478 nucleotides long. RefSeq names its product forkhead box N4 (gene Foxn4). The record is from RefSeq and is a predicted model, not a curated record. NCBI's taxonomy places the organism in Eukaryota, Metazoa, Chordata, Mammalia, Rodentia, Chinchillidae. The transcript is spliced from 10 exons. Gene Ontology annotation, molecular function: DNA-binding transcription factor activity, RNA polymerase II-specific; cis-regulatory region sequence-specific DNA binding. Gene Ontology annotation, biological process: regulation of transcription by RNA polymerase II. Bases 283 to 1839 code for a protein of 518 amino acids. Gene Ontology annotation, cellular component: nucleus.